This is a messenger RNA of Oryzias latipes (Japanese medaka), 5650 nucleotides long. RefSeq names its product ArfGAP with GTPase domain, ankyrin repeat and PH domain 2 (gene agap2). The record is from RefSeq and is a predicted model, not a curated record. Gene Ontology annotation, molecular function: protein binding; GTP binding; GTPase activator activity. Gene Ontology annotation, cellular component: nucleus. Gene Ontology annotation, biological process: negative regulation of neuron apoptotic process; activation of GTPase activity. Lineage: Eukaryota; Metazoa; Chordata; Actinopteri; Beloniformes; Adrianichthyidae.
AGGGAAAAUGAGGAAAGAGGAGAAGCAGAAUCUUUCUGCAUUGUAUGGAUUGCAUAUUGGUUCAAGGAGGGGCAUGCCGAGGGAGGGGCAUUGGAGAUUCCUGUGUUUGUGAGAACAGAAAAGCGCAGGGAGAGAGGGAGAAGCAUGUGUAAGGGUGUAAUGUGUGCUGGACUCUUUGAACCUGUGUGACAGCGUGUCUGUUGGAGGCUUCAGAGGCGAUCGUGGAGCUGCUGGAGAGGUGACUCGCCUCAGCGCCUCUUCUGGGUUGUCAGCGCCUGAUGCACUCAGAGGACACACAGGGUCCAAGAGACGGGGAGAAGGGCGUGAUGGCAGCAUGCAUCCCCACUAGUUCAUGCAUCUGCAGACGUCCUCCUGGACCUCCGCUGGCUUUUCCUCCUGAUCCCCUUCAGCCCUCCUCAGUGAGGCUGCCUGCCUGGCGUCCUGCUGCUGCGCUCUCUGCACGGAUGCUGCUGCAAGCUCACAUGUGAGACCAUGAUUUGGACUGGACUGCCUUCAGCUCUGGGCCGUGCUCUUUUUAGGGUGACAUUACUGAAUUUUUAAAGACUUAACCUUUACCUUUACAACCACUUUCUCUUUUUCAUUCUUGGUAACAUUUGAGGAAGGUUUCUUUUCUCUGAACAAAGAUUUUUGCUGCCAGGACGGAGUAAGCAACAUGUCAGAUGGGGAUACACCAUCUAACAACAAGGUCAGGUAAAUAACUAUAGCCAAAGGAAUGAGUCAUCAGACAAUAAAGGACAAUAUGAACGUUUCUUUGCAUCAAUAGCUCCAUGAAUAUGCAGUGAAAGAAACCAACUGGGUGUUUUUGUUUUUUUUUAACAAAAGAGCUGUUUGCUCUUUGCUGGCAUUCAAGGUUGUCAGGAGGAGCACAUUUCUUAUUUUUGAAUUCCAGGGAAAUAGAAGUCAGUAAGCAAAAAAAAUCUGCAAUUGAAACAAAAAAAAAAGCAAGAAUUUGGGGAAUGGAUAAAACCAACAGCUUACAUGCUGUUGAGUCUUCCAAGGGAAAACUUUACCUCCCUCAGUGUAAGUUUUUGACCACCUUUGUGCCAUUGGACUGUUUGACACUCCAACUGACUGACAAACUGUCAGCGGUUCAGUCUUUUCUGUGGGAUUUCAUUCAUCUGCUGCGUUUCCCAUAAAACUUGGCCACAUGAGUGACGGCGGCACCCUUCAACAACGCACCACCUACCUCAUUUCCCUCACCUUGGUGAAGGUAGAGGCUGUGGAAGAGAAUGGAGGGGAGGCCAGGAGUAGCACCCAAGGGAAGGAAGUGGAAACUGGGCAAGGAAGAUGGACGGUGGAAGAGAUGCAAGGAAAAGGGGAGGUUGAAGAAACGGCACAGAGUGAUCCAGCCACAGGACAAGGAGCUCAAGAUGUUGUGAUGAAAAGUAGCACAGAUGAACCCAAGAGUCAAGAAAGAAUACCCCUCUCUGGUGUUGAUGCCACGGCUAGGAGUUGUGAAAAGCCACCAUUCAACCUGUCAAUUCCCCUACCUGCUGAGAGAACCACACUUCAGAAGCCUACAAUCAUGGCUGAAAAGACAGUCCCAACGGUGACCACAACACCGCCAGCAGAGAUGCUUGAACCCAGUCGAACCCCAACUCGGACAAGCCUUCCAAUUCGCCCAGCAGGCCAACGGCCCGUCAGUCUGCUGAAGUCUCACAGCAGCGUGGCCACCCGCGGUCGUGAAUCCAGGGAUGGUCGGGAGCGUAGCCCUACCUCAGCCCAGAGCCUUGAUCGAAAGGACUGCCGCAUCACAAUGCGUUCGCCCGGCCCCUGCAGGGCCUCCUGGGCAGAGGCCAGUCGGCCUGAAGUCUGGAGAAAUCUUCAGGACAAAAGUCAAAUCGACUUGGAAACUGAAAGUGUAAUUGCGGCAAUGAUGAGAGACAUGCCCAGGAAGGACAGAUUGAAGACAGGCUCAAGCUCCCUACCUGCACCUGCUACACAGACCUCUAAACCAGCACGCAAAGGUAAGAGUCGCACGCUGGACAACAGUGACCUGAACAGCCUGUCUGAAGACCUUGGGCUGGUCAGAGACACCCAGCAGACCCAGCAGGGCCAACGAGGCUCCGCCAAAGACAGAAAGAUGCUCAAGUUCAUCAGCGGUAUUUUCACAAAGAGCAGUUCAGUGUCAGCAGGGCCGUCCUCCACAGCUCCCCCUGUUUACAUCCAAAGAGACUCCAGCGAGGAGGAAGUAAAUAUUGCCAACAGUCAGGAAUGGACGCUGAGCAGAUCCAUUCCAGAGCUGAGACUGGGUAUUCUGGGAAGUCUGAAAAGUGGCAAGUCAGCGCUGGUUAACAAAUACGUCACAGGCAUUUAUGCUGCAGUUGAGAAGCCUGAUGGUGGGAGGUACAAGAAGGAGGUGUCGGUGGACGGGCAGAGCCAUUUGUUACUGAUCCGGGAGGAAACUGGGCCACCUGAUGGACAGUUCAGCAGCUGGGUUGAUGCGGUGAUCCUGGUCUUCAGUCUGGAGAAUGAAGCCAGUUUCCAGGAGCUCUACCAGCUCUACAGCCAGCUCAGCGCUCACCGCUCAGACAUCCCAGUUAUCGUCGUGGGCACCCAAGACAAAAUAAGCAGCACCAACCCUCGGGUGAUUGAAGAUCAGCGAGCCCGGCAGCUCUGCAUUGACGUGCGCCACUCGCUGUUUUAUGAGACCUGCGCCACCUAUGGUUUCAACGUUGACAGAGUGUUUUCGGAGGCCGCUCAGAAGAUUGUUGCCCAGAAGAAGCAGGCGGCACUGCAGGCAUGCAAAUCUCUGCCCAAUUCACCCAGCCACUCAGGAGGCUCCACACCUGGAUCGGCGUCACUCCCCGGACAGGCCAGUAAUGGCCUCAGUGGUGGCUACGCCUGCUCCCUCCCCUCCACCCCCGUGGUGAGUCAUAGGGAGCUGCGGGUCACUCAGGUAGAUGGUGGAGGGAGUGUCAGCUCUCGUUCACUGAGGGGCAUCCCCAGAAGGCCCUCCCUCUUUAAGAAAGGGGACCCGGAUAGGAAAGCGGGUGAUGCCAAAGGGGACCAAAGCAGUGUGAGAGGUGUUCCUAUCAAGCAGGGCAUCCUCUGGAAGAGAAGUGGUAGCUCUCUGAAUAAAGAGUGGAAGAAGAAAUAUGUUGCCCUGUCCAACAACGGCACGCUGUCUUAUCACUCCAGCUCCAAUGACUAUACCCAGAAUACCCACGGAAAAGAAAUUGACUUGCUGCGUGUGACAGUGAAGGUUCCUGGGAAACGUCCUCCAAGAGCGGUUGCACCUGCAGGACCCUCACCUGUCCCUUCAGGCGCUGUACCUGGAGUUAACGGGCUGAGCAAGGAGCUGACAGCAGCUGACAGCAGUGGCACAGUUCCUCAGUUGUGUCCAGCCACUCUGUCUGUGGUCGAUGACCACUCUGGUGCUUUGUCUCCUCAAAGAGGCGAGAAAGGGCUUCAGCGCUGCCCCUCCUCACUGUCCACUAAAGCACAGAGCAUUGAUGGCCUAGAAGGAACAGCUGGUCCUUUUGCUGGAAAAGACCCCAACCAGGCAUCUCCAAUGAGUGACAGGAAGAAAAAUAGGCGGAAGAAGAGCAUGAAUCAGAAGGGAGAUGUGGCUGCAGGACAAGCGGAAGCGAAACGCAAAAUGUGGAAAUUAAAGAGCUUUGGUAGCUUGAGAAACAUUAAUAAGACAGAGGAGGAGAAUGCAGACUUUAUCAUAGUUUCAUUUACUGGACAACAAUGGCACUUUGAGGCUCAGAGCCAGGAGGACAGGGACUCGUGGGUGUCAGCUAUCGAGAGCCAGAUCCUGGCGAGCCUGCAGUCGUGUGAGAGCGGCAGAAACAAGGCACGGAGGAGCAGUCAAAGCGAGGCUGUGGCGCUUCAGGCCAUCCGAAACGCCAAGGGAAAUGGUCAAUGUGUGGACUGUGAGGCACCCAAUCCAACAUGGGCGAGUCUCAACCUGGGCGCCCUGAUCUGCAUCGAAUGCUCAGGGAUCCACCGGAACCUGGGAACUCAUCUGUCUCGUGUUCGCUCGCUGGACCUGGACGACUGGCCUGGAGAGCUCACACAGGUCCUGGCUGCCAUUGGAAACCACAUGGCCAACAGCGUGUGGGAGAGCUGCACGCAGGGCCGGAUCAAACCCACACCUAACGCCACACGAGAGGAAAGAGAGUCCUGGAUUCGAGCAAAGUACGAGCAGCGCGCUUUCGUGCCUCCUCUGCCGUUGCCCUCAGGGAACCUGGAGGACAGCAUGUCGGAGCUGCUGCUGACUGCAGUGACUGAGAGAGACCUGCUCAGGCUGCUGCUUCUCCUGGCCCACAGCACCAAGGAUCAGGUCAACACUCAGCCAGCUGGAUCGUCUUCGUUUCCUCGGACGGCUCUCCAUGCUGCUUGUCAGCUGGGAGAUGUAGUCAUGACCCAGCUCCUUGUCUGGUAUGGGAUCGAUGUGAAGGCAAAAGACAACCAAGGCCAGACACCCAUGAUGAUCGCCAGGAAAACAGGGAGCAAAGGCUGCAUCGAUAUUUUGCUCCAGCACGGAUGCUCGAACGAGGCCUCCCCCACCACCGCCACUCCCAUCCUGUCCCGCCGCUCCAGUACUGCCAGCCUGGGCCGAUCCAGCUCCAAGAAGCGCGUGUCGUAGCCGAAGACGACGAGGCAUGAGCAUCUGCAGAGGCUGGAGGACGGUUAUAGCUCAGAGACCUUUAGGAGUCUGGGCUCAAACAGAUGAGGGCUGUGGUGGAGAGCGAUCCCAGGACUGCUGCAUAUCAUAAUGAAAAUGUUGUUUGUGAUGACUGAACAACAUAUCAAACAUCAAAGCAAUAUCCAUGGAGUUGAUCACAAACAUGUCGCAGAAAUGCUGUAGUAGUUGACCUCAUUUCAAAGUGACUCGAGUUUAAGUGUAACGGUCUUCUGUAUUUUUUAGCGCACACACCCUGCUGCUUCUGUUUCACUUCCUCCUGAAGAAGUGCAAUAAUCAAGCUGCAGUGAUGAAGAGCAACAGGUUGAUUCAGCAUCUUUUGACUGCACGCUUACUGCUGUGAAAGAGGCUUUUGUUGUGACAGGACCAAAUGUUUUCCAUUUUACAGAUAAACCAUAAACCUACAAUAUAUCAACUUGUGUUCCAUACGAGCGCCUCAGCUUCGCUGGUGAAAAACCUUAUUCAGUCACGAAGCGGCUAAGAAAAGUUAACUGAAAGUUGAUGAAAAACAAAAUAGUUUGGAAUAGGAAAUGAGUUAAUGUUCUGAUCACAGGUCAAAGACGUCAGGAUUAAUAUUGCUGUAAAUGUACCGAUACUACAUAAGUAAAGUUUAAAUAUGUGAUGAAAAAAAACAACAACAAAAAACACAAUUUUGUAAAUGAUUUCUUACUGGUAGCUUUGAAAAAACGUUUGUUUUCAUCGUAUUUUAUAAUUUGUUGGUUCCUUACAUAUCAUAAAUCAGUGAGCAGAUGGUCUGACAUGUGUAACCUCAUGCUAGAAGUUUUUUUUUUUCUGAUGCUGGGAGUCUACACGACAGUGUCAUUUACAGUUGUAUUACUGUUGUAUGGGUCAUGAUUUACAUGUGAAGUGUGAAGCAGUUGUGGGUGUCAGUGUUUCUCCUGACACCAUCUGAAGCCUUCGUGAAAUAAAAGAAAUGGUCAUCAGAAUCAAAUUAAACUUUUUUCUUAGCAUUAA